Patiria miniata (bat star) is the source of this 1519-nucleotide messenger RNA. RefSeq names its product CMP-N-acetylneuraminate-poly-alpha-2,8-sialyltransferase-like. Gene Ontology annotation, molecular function: alpha-N-acetylneuraminate alpha-2,8-sialyltransferase activity. The record is from RefSeq and is a predicted model, not a curated record. The coding region runs from base 161 to 1519 and encodes 452 amino acids. Gene Ontology annotation, biological process: oligosaccharide metabolic process; N-glycan processing. The transcript is spliced from 8 exons. Lineage: Eukaryota; Metazoa; Echinodermata; Asteroidea; Valvatida; Asterinidae.
UGAAAAGGGAUCCAACUGGAGUCGUGAACGUUAUUCCAGAGCAAAUAUCCAUGUCAGGAAAUUCUAUUUACUAUCAGUUUCAGUAUCGACCGACGUGUAUUACCUCAUCCAGUCCGUGUACGUUAGGAUAAAACAAACCUUCACCAAGUUAUUCUGGUAUAUGACGGUUGAAAGUCACCGAUUCCCGACAGUAGCGAUGGCGAGAUGGAUGGUACUCGCCGACAGCACGGGUAGAUAUUGCGGCUUCUCGCGAUGGAUUUUCCGGUGCAGUCGGACAUCGCGGAGUCGUAUCUGCGGACUUGCUUUUCUGAUAUCUGUGGUUUCGUUCGCUGCUACCAUUUUGUUUUUUCUGGGCGGUUUUCACGCAACUCAGACCAGGCAGGAACAUGUCUACAGUCAGGAGUUGAGACUAGCUAACGGUAGACCUACUCAACCCAUGGUGAAUACAUCCUCUUCUCAUCGUAACACAUCGAGACUUCAAGAUUCACAGCAUAUGGAGUCCAAGGAGCAUGUAAGCAUGCAUGUGGAAUCGACGAGGACACCAGCUAACUGGACAACAGCAAGGACCAAGAGAACCUUUGUUGAGAAAUACCGCCAUAAUUACAGCAACAACGCUACAGAGUUUUUCCGUCACCUCAAAGGAAUAAUAGAACAAGGCCGGGGCUGGAAACCAAGUGCGAAGAAAAAACGUGAAUUCAGGUUCGACAUUCGAAGUGAGUUGGGAAAAGCAGGGAACCUCGAUGUUUUCUCGCUGACUAAGAAUAACGUCCAAGUGGGAAAAGAGAUGCGCUUUUACAUGGCUGGCGCCACUCGCAACAUUUCUCAAGCCCUGUGGAAUCACUUGCCAAAGGAUGCGAGCUUUAGAUCAGGGCAGUUUCAGCGAUGCAGCGUGGUAGGAUCAAGCGGCAUCCUGAGAGGAUCUGGGUGUGGCAAAGAGAUCGACAGAUCGGAGAGUGUCUUCAGGUUCAACGUCGCCCCGGUGGAGGGAUUUGAGGCAGACGUUGGAAGCAAGACAAAUUUUACCACCUUGAAUCCUACCUAUGUAAGAUCCAUGUUGAAUGGGUUAAAGACGCAAGCCGACCGUUCGCAAUUCGGCGCCGUUCUUAAACAGUUCAACGGCAGCAAACUGUGGCUACCAGCGUUUGGUGUUUCGGGAUUCUUUCCUGUCAUACAGUUAACCGCUGCUGCUGCCUUCGAUUCCAAGAUGGUCCAGCCGCUACUUGGGCAUCCUGAACACUACCUCUCUGUCACCAAUCUUUGGCGAAAGAUGGCAAUGUCGUAUGCCUGGCCAACGACGGGUUUGUACUUGAUCUUAUCCCUCUUCGAUGUCUGUGAUCAAGUCAAUGUCUUCGGUUUCUGGCCGUACGAGACAGCAAUCAACGGAAGUGAGGUUCCCUACCACUACCACAAUAACAUCAAAGGAAAGAAAUCAUUACACAGUUUUGACACGGAGUUCAAGACCUUGGUAAAUUUGUUCGAACAGGGUAUCAUCAAGAUGCAUUUAGGUUCCUGUUUUUGA